This is a messenger RNA of Penicillium antarcticum, 1182 nucleotides long. RefSeq names its product DUF3632 domain-containing protein. The record is from RefSeq and is a predicted model, not a curated record. The transcript has a single exon. The coding region runs from base 1 to 1182 and encodes 393 amino acids. NCBI's taxonomy places the organism in Eukaryota, Fungi, Ascomycota, Eurotiomycetes, Eurotiales, Aspergillaceae.
AUGCAUGAUCUCCGUGAUGCACUGCUCAGCCCAUCGCCACGAGGUACCGCUCACCUCACCACACCAGAAGCUGUUCGAUUAAACCAGGAAGACACGCGUCAGUCCAUCGCUCGGAGAGAAUUCAAAGAAGUCCGUGACGCCGCCUUCAGCAACCGAACCUGGACCAUCAACUCCCGAUACUGCGAAGUUGGAGAUGGCGUGGACUCCCUCGAAGAGUAUAUCCAUUCCAUAUGGUAUAUGUACUACCAACUCGGUCGGAACAUCUCGCACGAAACGCCCGAACACGAGGGUCUAGUCCUUGACAUCGUGCGUAUUCAAGGAAUGGGACCGUUAACUCGACCCGUGCGAGGGAAUUACGGUCUUGAAAAUGCACGAACUGCUGAAGGCUCCCUGUGGAAUGAUCUACCCUUCUUGGCUACCGACAUGACCGACUUCUGGAAUAGUGACUUCCCGACUAUGUCGGGUACGCACCGAUUCAAUUUUGCGACUUUCCUGGCUAAACUAGCGUCAACGCGUGUCGGCAAAGAUAGACUAUGCCAGAUUGCCCUAAUCCUAUUUCGUAAUCUGUUUGAGGAGAGACAGGUCCUCCGCAGCGGGGAUGAGUCGGAUGAAGAAGAUUCCAAGCGCAGCAUGCGUCAGCUUGAGAUUUUUCACUUGUUACCAGGUGCUGUAGCUUGGCUCCGCCAUGCAGGCCAUAAUCUUGCUCUUCUCUCAGAGGUCCAUUGGAAUGAUUGUCCUAGUGUUAUUGGUAUAGGUGGCCAGAAGUUCGUCGAGUCGGAGCUUGGGCAGCGAUCACCCACUGGAUUCUCGCCUUGGAGAUAUAUGUACUGGCUUAAGCGACUCCAUGAAAUCCGGGAGGAGGCUAGAGAGGCUAAAGAGGAACUCUUGGAAGAGUACGCUACUGAUGCCAUUGACUUUAUGGUCGGAAAAGUCAAGGAACGAAAAUCUGAGGUUUUGAGGGCAUACCAGAAUGGCGGCGUUGCCUUGCAUCAGGAAAGACAUCUGUUUUGCCUGAAGAGUCUUUUGAAGAGUGAAGAAAUCGAGCAUGAAGACUCGAAGGAUGACUCGAAGGAUGUCGGAUAUCCUGAGCCGCAAGGUGCAGUGGAGCAUCUACGGGCCCGGAUUUCCUGUAACGCGGAGAAUUAUUCUUUGCAAGAAAGAACAGGACAGCGUUGGGUUUGA